UUACUGGCUCAUAGGACGAAAUAAUUUAGCUCCUCAUACAAUUUUAUUUAAAAUAAUAACAAUGCGAGACGAUAGUUGUUAUCAUAACAGGUUAAAUAGUUGUCAAUUGAGAUAAAUUGUUGGUAAUGAGCCCUUUUUCACGUUAAGGGGAGAGAAGCCCCGGUUUGUGCGUCGUAAACAUCAUGCACGUCAACCAUUAUUGCCUCUAACAUCUGAACAAUGAGGUACUGUAACGUUUACCUUCUGUUAGGUCUUUUCUUUCUAUUCACUACCACAACAUACGCAAGAAGAGGACGUGGCCGGGCAAGGACAAAAUCAAAGUUUCAAAUUGGAUUACCAAUUACGGGAAAAUACCGAGAUCCGGAGUCCGACCAGUAUUAUAAUAACAAUAACGGUGCAAAAAUAACACUGGCAUCACAUUUCGAUUAUGAAUACGUCCUGGGACAUAAAAUCGCGUUUUUGUGUGUUGCCAGAGGAAACCCCCGACCACACAUUACCUGGUUCAAAGAUGGCACUGAAAUAUUCUCGCAUCAAUAUUUAAAUAUCCACGAAUGGCGUAAAGGAUCAGAUCAAAUAAAAAGUAAAUUGGAAAUCGACCCAGCAACUCAAAUGGACGCGGGAGUAUACGAGUGUACAGCUGAUAACAUGUAUUCAAUUGAUAGGCGUUCUUUCAAAACAGAUUUCAGCAUUGCAUUCGAUUAAUUAAUUUGAAUGAAAAACACAAGAAUCAUAUCGCAUCCUUGUACCAAUGCAAAAUAUAAUAAACGCUAUUGCAUCAAAUUUUUUUAUGACAAAAACUAAAAUUAAACGAAAUAUACUCAUCAUGAAAAGAUUUUUUACCCC
Molecule: messenger RNA, 843 nt
Organism: Agrilus planipennis (emerald ash borer)
Lineage: Eukaryota; Metazoa; Arthropoda; Insecta; Coleoptera; Buprestidae
Product: immunoglobulin domain-containing protein oig-4-like
Exons: 4
Coding region: 220-702 (160 amino acids)
Biological process (GO): cell-cell adhesion
Cellular component (GO): cell-cell junction
Molecular function (GO): cell adhesion molecule binding
Source: RefSeq, a predicted model, not a curated record